ACAGAGCAAUGGUAUUCCUGCUGGCGAUCCUUCUGUCGGUGUUGGUCUCGCUGCUAGGAGGGCUGUUCCUCCUGGGGGCAUUUCGGCAGCGGCGCCCAGGUGAGCCCCCUUUGGAUAAGGGGCCCAUUCCCUGGCUGGGCCACGUGUUGGAGUUUCGCAGGGACACUGCAAAGUUCCUGAAGAGGAUGAGACAAAAACAUGGUGAUAUAUUCACAGUACAGCUUGGCGGGUUUUACUUCACUUUCCUCAUGGACGCUCUCUCCUUUGGGUCUGUUGUUAAAGAAGCCCGCGCAAAACUGGACUUUAACAAAUUUGCAAAGCACCUAGUGGCCAGAGUUUUUGGUUAUGAAUCAAAGGAAACGGAUCAUAAGUCUUUCCAGCUGUACAGCAACAAACACUUAAUGGGGGAUGGACUGGUACCACUUACAGAAGCCAUGAUGAGUAAUUUACAGAAUGUAAUGCUGCACAGUGUAGGCUCAGUGGAAACCAAACAGACCUGGAUCGAGGAUGGAUUGUUUAUGUACAGCUACAAUACUGUUUUUAGGGCAGGCUAUCUCGCUCUGUUUGGAAAUGAGACGUCCAAGACCUCAGAGGAUGUCCAGAAAGCCAAAGAAGCAGACAGAAAAGAAUCAGAAAAGCUAUUUUAUGAGUUUCGUAAAUAUGACCAACUGUUCCCCAAACUGGCCUAUGGGGUCCUGCCACCCCAGGAGAAGAUGAAUGCAGAGAGGUUGAAGAGAUUUUUCUGGAAUGCAUUGUCAGUAAAGAGGAUCAAGAACAAAGACAACAUCAGUGGCUGGGUGCGAGACCUUCAACAGGAAAGAGAAGAGAAGGGAAUGAAAGUUUUUAUGCAAGACAGGUUCAUGCUCCUGCUUCUGUGGGCAUCCCAGGGCAACACAGGACCUUCUGCUUUCUGGACGCUCCUGUACCUUAUGAAGCAUCCUGAAGCCAUGAGGGCUGUCAAGGCGGAAGUGGAACAGGUUCUGAGGGAAAGUGGGCAAGAAGUGAGAUGUGGCGGUCCUCUCAUCUUCUUGACUCGAGAGAUGCUGCAGAAAACGCCAAUCAUGGACAGUGCUGUGGAAGAGACCCUUCGACUGACUGCUGCACCUGUUCUCACCAGAGCCGUACUUCAGGACAUGACACUUAAGAUGGCUGAUGGCCGUGAGUACUGUCUUCGGGGGGGCGACAGACUGGCACUCUUCCCUUACAUUGCCAUACAGAUUGACCCAGAAGUUCACCCUGACCCACUUUCAUUUAAAUAUGACCGCUUUCUUAACCCAGAUGGAAGCAAGAAAACAGUUUUUUACAAAGCAGGAAAGAAGGUCAAGUAUUUCACUAUGCCCUGGGGUGCCGGGGUCAGCAUGUGCCCUGGGCGUUUCUUUGCCACCAAUGAGCUUAAGCAGUUUGUUUUCCUCAUGCUAAUAUACUUUGAUUUUGAGCUAAAGAACCCUGAUGAGGAGAUACCCGAUAUCGACAUCAGACGAUGGGGUUUUGGAUCCAUGCAGCCUACCAGAGAUGUUCAGUUUAGAUACAGGCUCAGAUUUUAAACCAGUCUCCACUGUUUGUACCUAUUUGCUAAGCUAUCAGGCUGAUAGUCCAGGCAGAUCUUGAAAGUUACUAUAUUUUGUUCUUCAAAACAUGAGGAUGUAAGUUAAAAAGUAUUCUGUGUUUUCAUAUCUGUUGAAACCACUUUCCUUACCAAUUUUGUCAGUUCACUAUAGCUAUAAAUGGCAAUACAAGACAUGAUUACUCAAUAUUCUCACUGGUGAUGUAGAAAAAUUAAUAUUUUCUGUAUUUUCAAAAUCACUGUAACCUUUUCAAUAUAGGAAAUCAAUGAAUGCAAUGUAAAGUGACAUAGGAUUUUGUUAUGUUGCCAAGUACAUGCUUACAUAUCAAAUUAAAUUAUUGGGAGCCUCAACCUUGAGUAUUAAUGCAAUUUGUAAAGAAUGAAAUUUGACAGUAAUGUUGUAUUUACACAUUUCUUUUCUUCAAGUGGUAUGUUUUGAAUGAUUCAAAUAACUGGAUGUUUGUCAGUGUGUAUUAGUAGCACUGCAGUCUGUUUAGAUUUAAAUAUUCAAACAACUCAGUCUUUAUUUGGUUAUUAGACUUAAGGUAAAAUAAAAAAUACCUGUUUGAUGUGCUUAAAAUGAGAUGAACUUCUCAUUCACAAUCCACUUGCAGUUUAACAACAAAUGUAAGUAUGUGAAUUAUUUAUCAUCAUCAAUGAAUUAAUAAAA
Messenger RNA from Lampris incognitus (smalleye Pacific opah), 2234 nucleotides. Its product is annotated as 7-alpha-hydroxycholest-4-en-3-one 12-alpha-hydroxylase-like. The coding region runs from base 9 to 1544 and encodes 511 amino acids. The transcript has a single exon. Lineage: Eukaryota; Metazoa; Chordata; Actinopteri; Lampriformes; Lampridae. The record is from RefSeq and is a predicted model, not a curated record. Gene Ontology annotation, molecular function: sterol 12-alpha-hydroxylase activity; iron ion binding; heme binding.